AUGGUAUCGGCUGGUACAUCUCAUACCAGUAGUAAAACGGAACCUCAGGGUAUACAUUCUAUUCCGGUAAAGUUUCCGGCCAAUAUGUUUCGUCAGAUUUCCGGUAAAGUAUCCGCCCGGAAUGCUAGAACUAGAAUUUGUGGCUUUGUUUUGUUGGAGCCUCUCUACAGCAACCGUAGAAGCCAUAACAAGGUGCAUCACCUUCAGAACCGGAGAGCGGAGCCGAAGAGCAGAGCCACGACGGCGAAAACAGAGACGAAUGAAGGAGAGAACGAGCCGGAUCCCGACGUAGGACUUGGAGCUGGAGCCUCGGCAGCCAUGGCGGAAGCCAUUAGAGCAAAAACAACUAGGGAAAGAAGCAUCAGAAAAUUCAUUGAGGAAGCCAUUAGUGAAGAUGGUGACAUUAUAGAUUGCAUUGACAUUUACAAGCAACCUUCAUUGGAUCAUCCUUCUUUGAAGAAUCACAUCAUCCAGUUGGCACCCAGUUAUAAUCCAAACAUGGAGGAAAUUCAGACAAGUGAACAACCUUUGAGGAGUGUAACAUCUCAAGUAUGGCAGAAAAGUGGAAGCUGUCCCAAAGGAACAAUCCCAGUAGUUCGAAGAACCCAUAAUGAUGAUGAGUUAUUAUCUAACUCAAGGAAGAAGAGUCCAUUGACCGUACAUCAAAGGAACCAUUCGAAGGCAAUAUUGUUGACGGAAGGGUAUAACUAUGCGGGAGUGAAAGCAGAUAUCAAAGUAUGGAACCCUCAUGUUGAAUCCGACGAUGAAUAUUCCACCUCUAGAAUCAGCCUCCGAAGUGGUCCUUGGUAUGAUUUUGAGAGCGUUGAAGUUGGUUGGGCGGUGAAUCCUGGUGUGUAUGGAGAUAGACAAACUCGAUUAUUUGCUUAUUGGACAGUUGAUGCAUCAAAGAAAACAGGGUGUUUUGAUCUAACAUGCCCCGGAUUUGUUCAGACAAGCCAUGAAAUUGCUCUUGGUGCAGCCAUUUACCCUAUCUCCGUCUUCCGAGGUCUCCCAUAUCAGAUAACUCUCUUUAUAUUUAAGGAUCCAAACACAAACAAUCUAUGGGUACAAUACGGUGAAAGAACCAACAUAGGGUAUUGGCCACCGAAGCUGUUCACAACACUGACCUACGGUGCGGAAUGUGCCGAGUGGGGCGGCGAUGUUUACAGCUCAAAGUUGGAGCAAGUUCCCCACACGGAAACACAAAUGGGCAACGGUAAUUUCCCGGAUUAUAUCGACGGGAAUUCAGGGUAUAUGAAAAGAAUGAGGAUUCUCGACAUAUCGCUCAACUUGAAAUUCCCGGAAUGGGUGGGCACUUAUGCAGAUGAAUAUUGGUGUUAUCAAUCUCAAUAUGUUUCGGAUUAUGUUGUAGAUCCUGAGUUUUAUUUUGGUGGCCCUGGAAGGAAUGAAAUGGAUAGUGAGGAAAUUGAAUGUGUUGUUUCUUUGCUUCCAGAACUUGGAUUAGUAAAUGGAAAAGCUAAAUUUAAAGAUGUUGAAGAGAAAUUAAAGCAGCUUAACAAGCCUGCAGUGAAGAUCAUACAGAGUGAAGAUGGGGAUAUCAUUGACUGCGUCGAAAUCUAUAAACAACCUGCUUUUGAUCACCCUGCAUUAAGGAAUCACGUUAUCCAGAUGAAACCCAGUUUCGAUUUAAAAGAAGUGAAAAUCAACUCGAAAAAUGAGUCGUCGAAACUAACUGUGUUUCAAACAUGGCAAAAAAGCGGAAGCUGUCCGGAAGGAACUGUCUCGAUUCGAAGGAUUCGAAGAGAGGAUUUACUAAGAGCAAACUCUGUCCAACAGUUUGGAAGAAAACCUCAAGAAGUUGUCUUGAAAUCAAACACAACAAUAGAACAUAAAGAUGGCCAAUCUCCAUUUUUUAACAACACUAAAUUCACAAUUGUUAAUCGAUCCGUAAGCAUAUAUUUCAGGUUUGCAGCAACUCUUGUUACAGUUGGAUACAAUUACAUAGGAGCUAAAGCGGAUAUCAAUGUUUGGACUCCAAAUGUUGAAUCUGAAGAUGAGUUCACUACUGCUCAAAUUUGGCUUAAAGCUGGCCCUGGUGAUAAUUUUGAAAGCUUGGAAUCCGGAUGGAUGGUAAACCCACAAUUAUAUGGUGACAAAAAGACUAGAUUUUUUGCACAUUGGACUAAAGAUUCAUACAAGACAACAGGUUGCUUUGACCUCCAUUGCAGUGGCUUCGUUCAAACAAGCUCCAAAGUUGCCUUUGGUGGAGCCCUUGAGCCUGUCUCCACUGAGUUUGGUCAACAGUAUUAUAUCAAUGUUGGCAUAUUUAUGGAUCCAAACACGAACAAUUGGUGGCUAAAAAUUGGGAAAGAUAUACCAGUUGGGUAUUGGCCAGCAUCAACACUACUAUUUUACUUGAAUCAUAGUUCAACGCUGGUUGAAUGGGGUGGACAAGUUUAUAGCUCAAAUGUGAAGAAAAAGCCACACACAAAGACCGGCAUGGGAAGUGGCCAAUUUGCUUCUGGUCUAAGAGGGAAUGCAUGUUACAUGGAUAAUAUUGCCAUUGUUGAUUUCUCAAUGCAACUCAAGUAUCCACGGUGGGUAGGCACUUGGGCUGAUGAACAGUAUUGCUACACUGCUUUGAAUUACCAAGAAGGAUAUGGAACUUUACCGGUUUUUUACUUUGGGGGACCUGGUCAAAAUUUUAAUUGUCCCUAGAGCCAACCCUAAGGCUCAGGUGUUCACUUUUUUUUAGAAAUUGUCUAAGUUUGGAUCAUUGUGGUGUGUUAGUAGUGAUUUGUUUUU
Molecule: messenger RNA, 2766 nt
Organism: Gossypium raimondii (Peruvian cotton)
Lineage: Eukaryota; Viridiplantae; Streptophyta; Magnoliopsida; Malvales; Malvaceae
Exons: 16
Coding region: 1-2679 (892 amino acids)
Source: RefSeq, a predicted model, not a curated record